Moneuplotes crassus is the source of this 2036-nucleotide messenger RNA. NCBI's taxonomy places the organism in Eukaryota, Ciliophora, Spirotrichea, Euplotida, Euplotidae. The record is from the annotation of a GenBank genome assembly.
GCAAGGUAUAUAAUAAUUAUGGAAAAUAUUCAAGACCAAGAAGACCUCAACAGCCAAAAAUGACUGAAGGAGAGCCUCCCAAUGGCAAAGGAAAUCAUAGAGGCUGUCCUAGACACUAUUCAGGAGCACUAUGACGAGAUUGAGCUUCGUAAGAAAGUUCCCAUAUUUGCAGCUGAUCUCCUCGUCUCACAGCUAAACCAAAGCAUGAUGUCAGGAGUAGUUCCGUUAUGUGAUAACCGAGCUGAUGACUUACUAGCAGACCAAGUAUUUCCAGUUGAGUCUGACUCAACCCUUGUAUAUGAGUACAUACAAGAUGACGAGCCCUUGCAGCCUCCUACUGACUAUUGUUGCAAAGAGAGGGUCAAAGUUAACUUUGUGUACAAAUACAAAAAUGACUCCAAAGUCAAAAAGAAGUUAUCUAUUAGUAAAUAAAUCAAAAAGUUCUCUUUCCAAGAGGUACAUAAUGAGAGCAACAACAAAGCUGUUCAGUGAGACUUCUGAGACCUCCUACCAAAAUAGCCCAAAGAAAAAGAAACUACCAACCUUUGAAGAGCAAUAUGGGGAUAUAAUAAAGCCUCUUGCUGAUGUAACUCCUUCUUCUAAAGGACCUAAGAUUACUUAUGACGAUGGCUUAACUCCUGAAACUAUGGAAAGGCUCCGCCAAGAAUCUAACAAGCGCAUCAAAGCUAAGAAAAUGAAGGAGCAGGACAUGAGAGAAAUGCUUCAGGCUAGAAGUCACAGUUAUAAUAAAUAACAUAGAAAAGGACAUUGAUUAUAAAGAUGGGAAAACUCCUGACUUUGAAGAACAGCUCACUCAUGCUUUUCAGAUCAAGUACAAACGAGCUGACUCGCUUGGAGUCAGAAAUCUUAUAAUUGAUAAAGACCAACUGAUCCGUGCCUCCCGGCCUAAUAUGGACAGACUUAUUAAAGUCCAAAACAUGAAGCAUGAAAUCAGGGAUCCUGGCCAAGAGUUAUUCCCUGAAGAGACCUCCAUCACUGGUCAAGAUGAAGGAGCAAUAAAUGGAGAAAACAAAACCCAAGGUUUUUUUAAUCAACAUGAUAAGGGAGAGGAUCUUUACCAACAGAUGGUAGAUGAAUCUGAAGAAACUAAGAUCAAGCCCGCAUUGAAGCCAAUCAAAACUCUCAAUAGGAAAAGUACAAUAAAAGUGAGCAAAGAUAACUCAUUGAUCACUUCAAAUCCUUCCAGUGGCAUAAAGUUUAGCAAAAAUUUCACAGGAAGGCAGGAUAUUAGUAAUGCAUUCUCCUCACUUCGGAGAAACUUCCUUCCAACAUUUGGAGUAACAUACUCUGAGAAACAGAAGGAGGCUAAGAUGAACCAACAGCAAUCAUCCUUAAAAUUAGCGCCAUCUUCAUUAAAAAGACUCUCGAACAACAUUGCCAGCACUUCUGACAUGAGUGUACAAGUCAAGGGUGAAGACUACAUUUCAAGUCUUCCUCAGAAUAGGAUGCGUAGAAAGGAUUAUGAAGCAAAUAACCUCUCCUUCGACAACAUCCGCCCGUUGUACAACAUGUCAAGUGCCCAAAAAUUUGACAAUCGUUCUAUGAACCACUCUGAAGCCACUUUUGGUCAUAGAGAAUCCCGGGUGGACACACUCAAGCGUGAAGUCUCCCACAGCUUACUUGUUAACAAGCCGUUGCAUGAAGAAUUUAGGGAUGAAUAUGAUGGACAGAGAGAUAAAAGUAAUGUGUAUCUACCAAAGUUAAAGACCAAAUACACUCUUCACAUCACAGAUAUGGGCCCUAGAGUUGUUAAUAAAAAACUUGUUGACAACACAACUAGUCAGAAGUCGGAAACUGUUUCAAACAUUGACGAUGAAGUUGAAGAUAGUCUCCUCAAGACUGAAAAAGACUAUCCUCAGCCUGAUUAUUUUCCAGUGGCUUCUAAUCCCAAGUUUAGUUUGAAGAAGUGGAAAAGGAAGAAGAGAGGAAACUUCGAUGCUUCUAAAUCUAUAGAUUACAGUAUUUUCCAGAAAAAGAGACAGUACUUAGAUCUUUACAUGAAUUCUAAUGAAUAA